AUGCGUCAUGGUGACUUCUCAAAGUGGGCCGUUCCAGAAGCUAGGCUCUCAAAAAAAUAUGGCUUUGACCGUGAACUCUUUUUACCGGAGCCAAAUCAAUAUGCUGCCAACAAGAUAUUUUACAAUGGCAAGCUUUGGCGGUUGGAGAAAGACCCAACCCGUGGUAAGAUCAGCUUUAUACUUCGGCGAACUCAGGAUCCCUUUGCUGCUGAACCACAGUACGUUGCGCAGAUCAAGCUCACAACGAAUCACCUUAAUAUGCGCAAAUUGCCAAUUGGAAAACCUGGUGAAAUUUUUGAUGUACAUCAAGACCUGCCAAUAAAAAAUGUCAUCAUCUCAUUCUUUCCCCUCAUGGUUAGGCAGUGGACCUGGAUCAACCUGGACAUCAUCGCUUCUAUGAAAUUCUCAGUUUAA
Molecule: messenger RNA, 414 nt
Organism: Laccaria bicolor S238N-H82
Lineage: Eukaryota; Fungi; Basidiomycota; Agaricomycetes; Agaricales; Hydnangiaceae
Exons: 2
Coding region: 1-414 (137 amino acids)
Source: RefSeq, a predicted model, not a curated record